AUGGACAACACAAACACGCCCGUACGGUGUGCAAAUGUAAAUAUGUGCCGGGGCGGGCGGGCCCAGUUCGUUAUGAGCCCCGCGGAGACCGUGGGUGACAGCUCCGUCAUGGAGGUGUCCUAUUCGGACGGGCAUCCACACAACACCACUCCGCGCGAUAACGGGAUGGACUCGACCCGUGUCACCGACAUGCAGCUGCUGGUCACCGAGCUCCGACUUUUCCGCGAGGAGAUGCGUGCGAUGAGCCAGGAGAUACACGCUCUUCGUACUUCCCUGGAGAGUCUAACAGCUAGGAUUGACAGUUGCGACAGGCGGAUCGACAGCUGCGAGGGCCGCGUCGACGCGCUAAGUGCCCGUGUCGAGUCUUUGGAGACCAGACCCCAAUUUAAUGACGCCGCCCCUGACACCGCUCUCGUCGAAACUGUGUCGCAACUUAGGCUGGAGCUUAAUGACCGCGACCAGGAGUUGCUAUUAAAUGACCUUGAAAUAACUAGUGUUCCAGAGAGUAGCGGCGAAAGCGCGGUGCAUUUAGUGACAACCCUGAGCAAGAAAUUGGGGGUCGAACUCACCGAGCACGACAUCGUCGACGCUGCGCGUGUGGGGCGCGCGCCUCAGCUGCAGGAAGGUAUCCAGGGACCCGUAGGCCGGCCGCGACCGCUCGUGGUGCGCCUGGCGCGCCGCGCCGUCAGGGAUCGCCUGCUGCAGGCUGCGCGGGUGCGCCGUGGUGCCACCACGGAAGGCACCGGCAUCCCCGGGCGAACGUGCAGUUUCUACGUCAACGAACGGUUGACUCCUCACAAUCGACGUCUUUUCUAUAAGGCUCGGGAGCUGAAGCAGCAGCGCUCUUGGCGGUACGUCUGGACCCGAGACGGAAAAAUCUUCGCACGGCAGCAGGCGGGCACGAGUUCGCCUCGACACCGCAUACGCACCGAGCUGGAUCUGGAUCGGGUUUUUGGCUCACGAUAG
Molecule: messenger RNA, 966 nt
Organism: Cydia fagiglandana
Lineage: Eukaryota; Metazoa; Arthropoda; Insecta; Lepidoptera; Tortricidae
Exons: 1
Coding region: 1-966 (321 amino acids)
Source: RefSeq, a predicted model, not a curated record